CUCAGCGUAAUGGUAGUCUCAUACAGUACAAAGAAGUUGGCAGUUCAAGUGUAUUCCACUCCAUUUGAUCGUGCUGGUCAGUCAUUCAUUCGUGAUUCUUGUUCAUAUCACUACGACUAUUUGCUAACUGUCAUUCGUCAAAUGCACAUCCGUUCAUUCGCACUAAGCGUGCUGCUGCUGGCAUUGACCAUUGCGGCUGAACGAGCCAACGCUGCAUCGCCCUCGUCGUCGUCGUCGUCGUCGUCGUCCUGCCGCGACCUCGGCUUUUCAUCGUCACUUCUGUGCUCGAGCUGCGACAACCUCGACACGUUCUCGCUCGGAUUCAUGAAGAGCGACUGUCUCAGGUGCUGCCAGUCCGAAAUGAGCUCAGAGGAGCGUAUCAUGAGCGCCAAGAGCGGAAGAAUUCACAUUGAAGUGUGCCAGUGCAACUGGGCACGUUAUCCCGAUAUCAAAGAUUUCAUCACGCAGGACGCCGUCAACUUUCCGAAACUCGAGGUGCAAUACAAGUCUGGCGUGUUGCCUCAGUUGGUCGCAACCAAUUCUGCCGGUCAAGAGGUGGACCGCAAGCCGAUUGGUGCUUGGAAGCGGGACGUGCUCAAGGAGUAUUUGACCACCGUUUUCUCAUAGACCGCAGCAGCGUUACUCCUCGUGCCCCGAGCCCACCACAUGAUGCGUGCAUAGCUCACUGUGAUUCUGUAUGAAUCGACUAGCGAUUGUUGCCCCCAUUCCCUUGUACCCACGUUGCAACUUUACGACGUGUUUUCUCAACCCAUUGUGUUCGUUUUCAUUCCAUUUCCCACCUGUACCCUCAAUAAUAAUGAACCCAACCCCACA
Capsaspora owczarzaki ATCC 30864 is the source of this 834-nucleotide messenger RNA. RefSeq lists its product as hypothetical. Gene Ontology annotation, cellular component: endoplasmic reticulum lumen. The record is from RefSeq and is a predicted model, not a curated record. Lineage: Eukaryota; Filasterea; Ministeriida; Capsasporidae. Bases 10 to 627 code for a protein of 205 amino acids. Gene Ontology annotation, molecular function: oxidoreductase activity. The transcript is spliced from 5 exons.